AUGGAUAAACCCAGAGUCCGACCUCACCCCGCCCAGGACGACAAGACGACCGCCUGCUAUGUUCACUCCCUCAUCGCGAGCGAAUGGACCACACCCCCUCACAAUCUCAAGGACACCGAAGAGGUGAUCCGCACAUUAAAAGACGACGAGAAUGAACCACCCACAUCCGACCCAGCCGCGGCACACCCAGACGACCUGGUCUCCGUGGUGGAUGGCGACAACAAAGGCACCCGCAAGCCGACCCCCACCAUCAUUCAAUCCCGACACCUGACCAAGAGACAACUGUCCGACAUGGCCUGGAACGUGCGGAAACUCUCCAAGAAGCUUGGGAGCAUCAAACUCAAGCUCACAGUUAAGAACGUCUUCGUGGUCUGCAAGGCGCAGGACGAAUCACUCGUCAGCCUCACGCGCAAGGUAACGAGGUGGCUCCUCUCCAAGGACCGCGACUCCCAGUACGUGGUAUACGUGGAGCGGCGACUCGAGACCCAUCCGGACUUUGGGGCGAUUCAAUUAGUCCAAGACGAGCCCUCCGCCGAAGGCCGGCUGAAGUACUGGGACCCCAAACUUGCGCAGCAGCAGCCUCACCUCUUCGACUUUGUCAUCACGCUGGGCGGCGACGGCACAGUUCUAUAUACCAGCUGGCUCUUCCAGAGGAUUGUGCCACCCGUUCUGUCUUUCGCUCUAGGCUCAUUGGGCUUCUUGACGAACUUCGAUUUCGCGGACUAUCAAAAAUCGCUGGAGAAUGCGCUGCGGGACGGUGUGGUCGUCAGUCUUCGGUUACGAUUUGAAUGCACGAUAAUGAGAAGCAAGGCGCGUUCGAAAGAUCCCGAUCCGAGAACGUUGGCCGAUCGCGACCUGGUAGAGGAACUCAUUGGAGAGGAAGGAGAGGAUACAUUGACGCAUACACCAGACCGGGUGUACGAGAUAUUGAACGAUGUUGUGCUUGACCGAGGGCCCAACCCAACGAUGUCCCAAAUUGAGCUCUUCGGAGAUGACGAGCAUUUCACUACGCUGCUGGCCGAUGGAAUCUGUAUCGCGACUCCAACUGGCUCCACGGCUUACAACCUCGCGGCAGGCGGAUCGCUUUCACAUCCGGAGAACCCUGUCAUCCUCGUUACUGCUAUAUGUGCCCAUACACUCUCAUUCCGGCCGAUUAUUCUACCCGACACCAUCGUUCUGCGGAUGGGUGUGCCAUAUGAUGCACGCACUAGCUCCUGGGCUAGCUUUGAUGGCCGCGAGAGGUAUGUUCAUAUAUGUUUCCACCUUUACACUCCCAUUAACCGUUAUUCCAGGGUUGAGUUACAUCCCGGCGACUAUGUGACUGUGUCGGCAUCCCGGUAUCCCUUUGCCAAUGUCUUGCCCCCUGGGGGGCAAGGGGAGGGGUGGGUGCACAGCAUCUCCAAGACAUUAAAUUGGAAUUCGCGACAGAAGCAAAAGAGCUUCAAGUAG
Molecule: messenger RNA, 1449 nt
Organism: Penicillium olsonii
Lineage: Eukaryota; Fungi; Ascomycota; Eurotiomycetes; Eurotiales; Aspergillaceae
Source: the annotation of a GenBank genome assembly